GAGCACUGACGCAGAGAGAGAGAGACAGAGAGAGCUAUUAUAGAAUGUGAAGGUGUAUAUAUUAUAAUAUAUAUAUUUAUACAUUGGUUAUGUGUUGAAUGGAGGACGCGGAGAUGAAAAGACAGGAGUUGUGGGCUAGCAUAUAUGAGAGGUGCAUCAACGGGUUCCUGCUCAUUUGGGACUUGCUAGGGAGCAGAGCAGUGCCUUUUUGAGUCUUUUCAUUUUUCUUUUUGUUUCCUUUGUUUUGUUCACAUUGGAUUGAGGAAAGCACCUAGUUUUAGGGGAACCCAUCUGGGUUUUUGAAGAUAAGAUUGGCAUACCAAAAUCACAACUGGGCCUUUCUUGCUUUUCAUUAUUUUGAUCUCAGGAGAGAGAGAGAGAGAGAGAGAGAGAGAGAGAGAGAGAGAGAGGAUGUUGGAAGGGAAAGCUUUGGUGGAAGACACAGACAUGCCAAAGAAGAUGCAGAUCCAAGCCAUGGCUUCUGCUUCUCAGGCUCUGGAUCUCUAUGAUGUUCUUGACUGCAAAUCCAUAGCUGCCCACAUAAAAAAGGAGUUUGAUGUGAGAUAUGGUGGUGGAUGGCAAUGCGUGGUGGGUUCCAAUUUCGGUUGUUUCUUCACUCAUUCUAAAGGAACUUUCAUCUAUUUCACGCUCGAGACUCUCAAUUUCCUAAUCUUCAAAGGGGCUUCCUCUGCCAACUCAACCUGAUCCCUGGCCUGUGUUUGGCUGCUAUGAAAAUGCGAGAAACUGGCAGAAGACGGGGGAAAAGCGCAUUGAUUUGCACUUCUUGUUAUCUUACUUUCUUCCCUGGUCUUCCCUGGUCUUUUAUCCGGGUUUUCCUCGUUAUUUUCCUCUUUACCCCUUUCCCUUUACCCUUUCUGCUUGUGUAGUGUGGACUUGUGAAGAUUACAGAAAACAGGGGUGCCACAUCCCACAGCCCGCCGGUUCCCUUUUGGACCAUCCCCCAUGUGAUAAUGCAUAGAAGGGGCAUUUACAAUGCCCAUUUUGUAUAGUUGCCUUCACAUAUGAAUAAUAAAAUAUGUUAUACC
Malania oleifera is the source of this 1046-nucleotide messenger RNA. Its product is annotated as dynein light chain 1, cytoplasmic-like. Gene Ontology annotation, cellular component: dynein complex. The transcript has 2 exons. NCBI's taxonomy places the organism in Eukaryota, Viridiplantae, Streptophyta, Magnoliopsida, Santalales, Ximeniaceae. The record is from RefSeq and is a predicted model, not a curated record. Bases 412 to 705 code for a protein of 97 amino acids. Gene Ontology annotation, biological process: microtubule-based process. Gene Ontology annotation, molecular function: dynein intermediate chain binding; dynein light intermediate chain binding.